UGUCCCUCACUGGUUGUUUGUAACUACUCUACACAAACAGGUUUGUUCACAUUCCCAAGGAAAAGGACAGAGUAUAUACUGACAUAUAUAUAUAUUCCAACCUUGUAAUGUGACACACAAAAGAACAAAACACAGACUGCAGUGUGAGGAGCACAACGUUGGAAAUAUCUCAUUAUAUGAACUACAAGUCAGCAAGUCCUUAAUAGAAAAGAACAAUGGCAUUCAGGGACUUUCUACUUCUUCUAGUUACUUCUUCUCCCAUUUGGUUGGCCACCACAGUCUACUCUGCUCCAGCUUGUGGUUCUCCCAUAGUCUCAAGUAGAAUAGUGGGAGGUACAGCUGCUACAAAUGGAGCGUGGCCCUGGCAGGUCAGUCUGCGCUACAAAACGUCACAUAUAUGUGGGGGUUCAGUGAUCUCCAAUCAGUGGAUUAUGACAGCUGCUCAUUGCUUCCAAAACUCCUUGUUUGCAUCCCAGUAUCAAGUUCGGCUGGGGGCAUACCAGUUAUCUCUUUCCAAUCCUAACGAGAUCAUAUCCAAUGUGGAGACUAUCAUUGUGAAUUCAGAGUACAACAAGGACAGUAACUUUGCAGACAUCGCUCUAGUGAAGCUAACAAGCCCCAUUUCCUAUAGCAAAUACAUCCUACCUGUCUGCAUACCUUCAUCUACAGACAGCUUCCCUGAAGGCAUGGAAUGCUGGGUAACUGGAUGGGGCACAAUCGGCUCUUCAGUGAACCUUCCGUAUCCUCAAACUCUCCAGCAGGUGAUGACCCCUCUAAUUAGCAGGGACAAAUGUGAGCAAAUAUACCAUAGCAGUACCGGGAUCAGUUCCAGUGUUACCAUAGUUCCAACAGACCAGAUCUGUGCUGGGUAUGCUGCUGGGCAGAAGGACUCUUGCCAGGGAGACUCCGGGGGACCCCUUGUCUGUAAAUUACAGGGUGUCUGGUAUCAAGUUGGCAUUGUGAGUUGGGGAGAAGGAUGUGCCCUUCCAAACUAUCCUGGAGUUUAUACCCUGGUAGCUGCUUACCAGUCAUGGCUCUCACCAUAUAAUGCAACAACUGAUGUUUUAACCAAAGCAGAUACUACCGCCAGCACAGUUAGUGCAGUCACAACAGCUUAUGUGGCUUCCACGGAUGAUAUGAGCACCAUGAUUAAUGUAGCCACAAUCAAUAUUCAAGCUAAUAAAGUGACAGCAGUCAACACAGAUACUAUAUUUAAAUCCUCCUCGUCAACUCAAAGUAUUCCAGUGCUGUUACUUGGCUCCUGUGUACUUCUGUGUUGGUGGUUUAUAAAUGACCAUUGACCAUUGACUGUAUAUAUUUUAUAUUCUUAUAUUUAUAUAAGGAUAGGUAUUUAUAUUAUGUUGUGCUUCCUUGUGUGCCUCUUUCUUGUCUAUGGUCACAGUCAGCAUGAUGCUGAAAUAUAUGGAGUAAGAUAUAAGCUUGGGGCAAAGCAGCCACAAGAAAGGAACAACAUAAACUGAAGCUCUGUGUAGGGGAGACUUGGUAUAAUGAGGAGGUUGAAGUGAAUCAAGCAGACCAAUAAAUAUAUUAAGGACUGAUGAAGACACUGUGAUAAGAAUAAACCUAUAGAGCUGAACUGAACCACAUGUUGUUCAAAUGCUGAAACCUAGAUAAAAGCUGUGAAAAGUAUCAGCAUAUGGCAUUAACCUUAUGCAAAUGUUCUCAAACUGCAGGGCUAGAUCCCUGAACGGGCCCAUUGAAUGGAUGUUCAGACUGAACACCAAUUCUGAUUACAUUUGAGGGUGAACUAUCAUGUUUGUAUCUUGUAUAAGCCAAGAUGUCUGGCAGUAGAUUGGAUAUCAGCAAACUUGGAUUGGUCUUGUUUUGAUGAUCAUGUUGAGCUAAAAAUGGCUGGUGUCAACCCAAACAGUCUAAAAAACCUUCAGGGAUAAUGUUCCCAAUUAAUACACAAAAGUCAUGAAUACCCAGUAAACUAUAUUCUUUUAAAGAGCUGUUAGUGAUGUCAUCGGUUAUAAACGGAGUGAAGUGAUGUUGAUUUUGUCACAUGACACACUUUUAUGUAUUAUAAUAAAUAAACGACCCCUUGUUGGAAAAUAUUAGGAUGUUAGAAGUAACCUUGGAGUUUCAUGACCUGUAUAAUGUUAUAUGGUCAUGGAACUUCUCUGUGACCUAUAAUAUCCUUAUAUUUUACAAUAGAGGGUACUUUAUUUACUAUAUAAGACCCCAAUUUAGAGGUAUCCAUCUUUAAUGAUGAGUAGUUUCAUAGUUCAUUUGAGUUGAAAAGAGUCACUUGUCCAUCAAGGUUAAUUUUUCGAUGUAUCACACGGCAUCACUGUUGCUUUUGCUAAGUUGUACACAGGCAAGUUAUAUUGCAUUUUUUUUUUUACUCAUUUGGCAAAAAGAAUAAUUUUGUGAACCAACUUGAUUUAUUAUUGUAAUUAUACAUGUUUUAUAAGGUGCUCACAUAUUCUGUCUCUACAAAGAUUCUGGUCACUGAUCCCCAACCAAUGGCUUUUGCUGCUCCCUGACCCCUUGGAUGUUGCUCCCAGUGGCCUCAAAGCAGGUUAUUUUUAAAUUUUUUAGGCUUGGAGGCAAGUUUUGGAGGAACAAAGAUCAUGUGUACUGCCAAACACAACCUCCUGUAGGCAGCCAAAUAACUAAUUACAACUCUUAUAGGGCACCCCUAGCAACUUUUUAUUAAUGACUGUGUUGCCCACCAACUUUUUUUUAUACUUAAAUGAGGCUCACCGGUAAAAAUGUUGGGGGCCCAUGUUUAACAUCGUUUCAAUCAUUCCCUGACUAGCGGGACAUACCUACCACAUUCAGAUGUACCAAAGACAAUUUUAUAGGGAGCUAGUUAGCUAUCUGGUUGAAGCACAUGGAGAACAUACAAGGCCUCACAGUUUAACCUUGGGGCUUUAUUAUCUACAAAUAAGGCUAAGGGGUAAGAUUACUGCUUCUUACUAAAACAACAUGUAUUUCCUUUAAAUGUAAUUGUUUAAAUUAUCAAAAUCAUUCAUCCCCACAAGUUAUAUGCAUUAGGAAACAAGGAGUGAGAUGGGUGGUACUGCUGAACUGCACUGAGCACUAACACCCCAUUGAACAGAAUGGUGUUCUACAGCUCAAAUCAACACGUUGCUUGGGUAACUCACCUAACUAAGGCAUGGAGUGAACCACUGAAGUUGAAUAGGGCUGGAACAGAAAUAAUCUGGACAGUGUUUGUAAACUGCCAUAGUGACUUACCUUAAUUGAAACCAGAAUUGUGUUGAUGUUAUUGUUUGUGAAAUAAAUGUUUUUUUAUACAAA
Molecule: messenger RNA, 3288 nt
Organism: Xenopus laevis (African clawed frog)
Lineage: Eukaryota; Metazoa; Chordata; Amphibia; Anura; Pipidae
Product: serine protease 33
Exons: 5
Coding region: 216-1301 (361 amino acids)
Source: RefSeq, a predicted model, not a curated record